Messenger RNA from Passer montanus (Eurasian tree sparrow), 482 nucleotides. RefSeq names its product caltrin-like protein 2. Lineage: Eukaryota; Metazoa; Chordata; Aves; Passeriformes; Passeridae. Bases 83 to 313 code for a protein of 76 amino acids. Gene Ontology annotation, cellular component: extracellular region. Gene Ontology annotation, molecular function: peptidase inhibitor activity. The record is from RefSeq and is a predicted model, not a curated record. The transcript is spliced from 3 exons.
CGCUCCCCACCCCGUCCUCCCCAAGGGUUUAAAUGUGGGUGUCCCCCACCCCUCACACUCUCACUCCUUGGGACACGGCAGCAUGAAGGCAGUGGCCGCCCUGCUCCUGGUGGGGAUGCUCGUCCUCUGGGCAGAGCUGCCCACAGGCAGCGCCUGGUCCUGCCCGCCCGUGCGCUUCACCUGCGCUCUGCACAACCCUCCGAACCAGUGCUUCGUGGACCGGCACUGCCCCCGCGGCAAGAAGUGCUGCCGCUCCUUCUGCGGGAGGAAAUGCCUGUCCAGGCCGCCCGCCAUCCCCGUCUCCUACGUGUGAGCUCCAGGCUUCCAGGAUAGGCUGAGGGUCAUCUCAGCACUGCCAUGCCAGCUCAGCUCCAGGAGGAUCACUCUGUGGCAGCGGCUGCACUCUGCUCUGUGCCAUCCCCUUCCCUUCUCCCUCGGCUCCCCCGCUGCUCUUUUAACAAAUAAAAGAGGCUUUUCCCAAG